CGCCCGUGUCGCCGAAGGAGAUCCUGCGGCCCCUCCCGCGGCCCCCCAGGGCGGGACCGGCCUCAUUUUCUCUCCGCAGGGGCCCGGCCAUGUGGGCGCCAGCUCGGGCUGGGAACGUUGACUGAGAACUCGCGUCUGCAGGAAGGCUUCCCCGCACCGCCCAUUUCACGGAUGGGGCCGGAAGGUCUGUACCUGCCCGGCGGCACUGUGCGGAGUCCCAAGCCUCUCCACUCCUGGCCCACCGGCGGCGCCUCCGAUGGGCUGGUUGCUCUGUGAGGCAGUCCUCACCCUACUGGACUCCCAACCUUGGAGUGGCACUGGCCCUUCUCCUUUACGCUGGCCAGGUCACUGCCGGGACCCUCCCUGGAGCAAGUAGGGCCUGGCCCAGGGGACCGCACAGGCCCCCUUUACACACACUCCCUGGCUACUGUCCUGGAGAGCACGAACCCCUCUGUUGCUGGCCCUCCACACUGAGGUUCUAGCUGGAGUCCGGCAGAGCCAGGUUGUCUCCCGAGUGCCAGGCCCUGCCCAAGGUCACAGCAAGUCGCUACAGAGCCUGCCCUGGGACCAGGCCUCCCAUGGCCCGGCCCGGGCUCAGCGCACACCACACGCCCCCCGGCAGGAGGCUCCACACCUGCCUGAGCCACCCGUGCCCUCAGAGCCCUUUGGGGCAAGCCUCCUGCCAGAGGGGCCGCUGCCCAAUCACACUGCCCACCCACAGAGUGAUGGCACGCUCUGCCCCUCACACCCAGUGUGCACUUCGGAUGUGCAGCUCAGUGCCUCUGGGCUACCCCUCUGUCCCUCACCUAGAUGCCAGGCACCCCCAGUGGCCAUGACCUGACUGCUUCCCUUCUGCUCACAGCCUGCCGGCUACUGGCCUCACCCAGCAUCCAGGAAGGUACAUGGUCAACCCACUUUCCAGCGAGAAUUACUACCAAACUCGACUCAUUGGGCCAGAGACCCGUGUGCUGUUCGAAGAAGACUUGCCCCUCACAUAACAUACUACCUGCACCUGGUGAGGAUCGGCUAGCAGAGCCCUCAAGGUCUGGGCCCUGGCGGGGGCCACCUGUGGCUCUUCCGAAUGUGUGACCACACAGCUGCUAACUGGCCCAGAGCGUGCUCCCACUGGGUGACAGCGAUGCCGUAGACGGGGAUCUGGCGCGGGUAUCGAGAAGGACAGCUAGAGCCCCUAACCCUGGGCCCGCUGCCCACCUGCUCCCCACUGCAGCUGUGCCCAUGCUGCCGCCGCCCUCAGAGCAGGCCCUGAGCCAGCUGUGGGCUCACAAGGAGGGCGAGAGCAGAGCCCUGCAGGCCCAGCGCUGCCAGCCGCGGGACGCCGCGCUGCAGGACGCGCACAGCCAGCUGCACCAGGCGCAGGGGGCGCUGCGGCGCCUGCAGGAGGACUUCGUCUACAACCUGCAGGUGCUGGAGGAGCGGGACCGCGAGCUGGAGCGCUACGACGCGGCCUUCGCCCAGGCCCGAGGGCUGGAGGAGGCGCGGCAGGCGGAGGUGAGCGAGCUCAGGGUGGAGGCGGCCCGGCUGAGGCAGGCGCUCGCCCGCGAGGCCCGGCGGCGGGAGGACCUGCAGCGGCAGCACCAGCUGAAGCUGCAGGAGCACCGGCUGGAGCUGGAGCGCAUCCACAGUGACAAGAACAGCGAGAUGGACCAGCAGCGGGAGCAGUACGAAAACCUGAAAUGGAAGCUGGAGAGAAGGCUCGAGGAGCUCGAUGGCGAACUUGCCCUGCAGAGGAAGGAGCUGCUGCUGGAAUUUGAGUCUGAAAUGCAGAAGAGGGAGCACGGGUUCCGCCUGCAGGCGGACAGCAUGAGCAACGUGGUCUUGACUCAUGAGCUCAAGGUAAAACUGCUGAACAAGGAGCUCGUGGCUCUGAAGGACGCGGCCGCACAGGCCGCGGAGUCGCUGCAGAGCGCCGAGGCCGCCAACGCGGGGCUGGAGGAAAAGCUGCGGCACGGUGGCCGGGAGCUCAGGGACCUGGCCGCCGCCAAGGACGCCCGGAUAAAGGACUUAGAGGGCAAACUAAACUGUGUGCAGCUCUCCAGGAAGAAGGAAGAGGAGGUGUUCAGGAGGAAGCAUGAGGAGCUCGACCAUCUGGCCAGGGAGAGGGACGCGGUGCUGGCGGCUGUGAAGGGCGCCCACGCGGAGCAGCUGCAGGUGCUGGAGGCCAGGGCCCUGGGGCUGCAGGCCCACUGUGAGGCCCUGGAGCUGCAGCUCCGCAGGGCGGAGUGGAGGCAGGUCGAUGCCCUGAAGGAGAAGGACGCCGCCAUGGACAAACUUCGGGAAGAUGCAUCAGCUCUAAAAUCCGGCUGGGAUGCCCAGAUCGCUCAGCUGUCCAAGGAGAUGAUCUCCAAGGACCUUCAGCUUCAGUCGCUGCAGGAAGAGGAGGUAGAACUCAAGGCACAUCUGGCCAGAUGCCAGCAGGACAUCGGAAGGUACAAACAGCAGCUGUCCGCGGCCGCGGAGAGGGAGCGGUGCCUGGAGCGCGAGAAGAUGCAGCUGGAGCUGGACUGGCGGCAGCGCUGUGACAGUGUGGAGAGGGACCAGUACCGCAAGUCUGAGGACCUGAUUCAGGCCCUGACCGAGGCGCGGGAUCAGGUUGCUGCCAAGCUCCAGGAGACAGAGCGGACGCUGCGUGACCAGGAGGUGGUGCUGAAGGCCUUGACCCUGGAGAGAGACCAGGCCGUGCAGGCGCUGAGGACACAGGGGCUCCUUCCUGAGAAGGAGGUGCAGAUGCUCCUAAGGCAUCACGAGGAAGAAAUAAGGGGAAGUUUUCCGUCUAGUGAGAUCCAGAGGCUCCAGGAGCAAAACACAAGCUUACGAAGGGCUGUUUCAGAGAUGAGGAAAGAAAUGGAGACCCUGAGUGACCUCGUUCUUCCUCCUGCCCCGUCAGGGGGUCAGUCCUCCGACACAGAGCAGCCCCGUCCAAGCCCAGAGGCAGCAGCUGAGGCUCCUGAUCACGUUACAGUCCUUGAAACAGAAAUACGAAACCUAAAGCAUAAAUUUAAAACCUUGGAAGAACAAGUAGAAGAUGUGUUAGAUCCUUCCAAAAGGCCCUGCUCUUACACCGACUUUCAGCCCAGCGUCUGCACCUCGGCCGGAGUCCCCGGAGGAGCCGUGUCAGCUGAUGGUUCACCCAUUGGGCUAGCCCUCAGGAGGCUCAGGGACAGGGCACAUCUCACAAACUUCCUGGUGGCCCGGCUCAGGCGGAAGCUGCUGCAGCGACCCCUGGACAUGGACACUGUCCAGCACGAGCUUCCCCGUGAGGUGGGCCAGGUGCACCUGGAGGUUUCAGAGCUGCGGAAGCAGGUGGCUGAGCUGGAGGAGCAUCUCGGGAGCAGGCCGCAGUUGCAAGCCUUGGACAAGGUGGCCCCUGGGAAGGAGGUCCCUGCAGACCAAGGACCCACAGGGGCAGAGGACCAAGGGCCACAGCCACAACAGGCCUUGUCUGUGCCCCAACUCCAGAGGAAACUAAAGGAGGCAGCUCGAAAAAUCCUCCGCCUCUGCCUGGAGAAAGAACAGCUCCUGGAGAUGGGGAACAGGCUCCGUGCAGAGCUGGGCCACCAUGCCCCAGGGAAACCGCCUCGUCACCCUCUGCCCACCCCUGAGGCCCAGAACAUGAGUGUCGCACCUGAGGCCCCUUUGGGACAGUUGCAACCCCAUUCUGCAGCUCAGAGGCAACACAGAAUCUCUACAGUGACUUGCAGAUCAACUCGGCACAAAGAAAACCGGUCCCCAAAGCCACGCCCAGCUCAAGAAUUCCACAGGGAAAGUGGGCACCGCACCAGAAGCUCCUCAUCAGCGGCCAGCGGUCCCCUCCAGGACACGUGGAAGUUACUGGACCUGGGAUCCAGCCCCUCUGGCCUCACCUCCCAGGACGACUCUGCACCAGUAGAGUUCACGGCACGUCCAGCAGCCGACAGCCUCGGACACCCGGAUAGGAGCCCCGUGGGGACACGGGCAGCCUUUGCCAUCGAAGGGAUGAAGAUGGAAGCGCAGGCAAAGGCCAAGCCCACCAGACCCUCCAGGGCUCACCCUGCAAAAACUAAAGGCUGCCAGAGACCCCCCAAGAUCCGUAACUACAAUUUGAAGGACUGACUUCUUGAGCCUUCCUUCUCCCACGCCCUCCCCCUUCCCCUCCCCUCCCGUGUUGGUGCUUGGGGCCUGCGCUUUCACCAUGCAUCAGGGGGUGUGUGUGCAAGUACCCACAUGUGCACGAGGAGAGUGCGAGUGCAUGUGCGCGCAGACAGCUGCAGAGCGGCUUCCCCGGGCUCUGACCGACCCAGAGCCAUUAAAGCCCCUGCCUCCGGUGCUCUCGCUGGGCCCUGGAGUUACUGACCUGUCCUACAGUGCCCCAGUGACAUGGGAAGGAAGCCAGGAGGGCCCCCGGGGGCGGGGGUCACAGACAGCGCGGCCUGAUGAGGGUGUGGGGGCACGGGGAGCAGAAUGCCCACCCACAAAGUAGGCGUUUCCCCGGAGUGCUGCACGUGGGAGGGGACCUCCUGGAAGAAGGGAGAACCGGGGUUCUGGGUGAGCCAGCGGCCAGACCAGAGGCCUGCUCCCCUGCUCAUGUCAUGUCAUGAUGGGGUGGGGGUGGCACUUGCAGUGCUCGUUGGCCCCGUGAGACCAACCCAGCGGGUCAGUCUGGAGCCUUCCACGUCCGCACCCCCCCGCCACCGCGUAGGACAGUAGCGGGGCAUCUCCGACAGCUAGAUGCCUGGGGCCCGGCACCUGAUACCCUUGCUCCAAGUACCACAAAACCACACCCACACUUCCCCACCCGAAAAACGUCUCAUAAAUUCUAACCACACAGCCUUGACACUUGUGGAUUUGCUCUACAGUGAACUUCCUGCUCAAGAUCACAAUCUCCUGCCUCAGGAGGGUCAGCGUGGGAGAGGCCAGGGCGUGCGCUGCAUCACUCUCCCAGAGCCCUCAGCCCGUUGCUCCCCUGUGCCCACACCGAGCUGGCAGCACCAGAACACUCCUUGCCCACAGCAGCUCAGCAAUGGAGACAGCCUGUCCCCGCUCUAGGCAGAGCAUGGUUGUGCCCUCAGGCAGCCUGGGCCCUCCGCACUGAGGCUUUCCCUUUCUGGACAGCCAGCUCUCAUGGAACCGGGCAGACCGCUUCUCCGGGAGGACGGGAGAAUGCUGGGGGAAGGCUGACCUACACACGUCAUGUGGCCUUCAUGGCUUCCGUUGGCCCUCAAGUAAAAUGUGCACAGUGUCCUCUCCCUACCUGGCUCACAGGUGGGGGGCACGUGAGGAUGCAACAUCACGGGGAGAGACCACAAACAGUAGUGCUGGUCAUGCAUGUGCCUGAUGCAGGGCCAAGAGAUCACAGACCAGGCCCCAGUGAUUUGCAAUGGCUCCUGCCCCAUCCCGUGCACCCUUGAGCUCCAUGUGACGGCACACGGGCCUGAGGGACAUCCUUGCCACAGGCUAAGUACGCAGCCUGGGCACGCUGUGCUUCCAGGAGCUGCAGAGGCAAUGCUGGGCCGUUCCCGCCGUGCCAGGAAGCAGCAGCCUGGAAGCAGCUUUGCCGAGGGGUGGCAGGGGUCUCGGUGCUUGGCUGUGUCUGACGUGUGCCCUUAGAAGGGACGCAUGGCUGUGUGACUCCCUGAAGCUGAAAACCUGAGCGGAGAUGCCUUGUCACUUUCCAAAGAGGCACUUCAGAGCCCGUGAGCGAGUCUCCGAGCCCUCCCUCUAGGGUGCAAACCCAGGCCCUCCAUCAAGGUUGGCCCAGCCUGGGAUCAGCCCCCAUCACCUGGGCCCCUGGCAGGCUGCAGUGAGCAGAGUCCCACUGACCAGCAAGAAAUGAGCCUGGGAUAACUUAAGUCACCAAAAGUUGGGAGCGUUACUCAGCAUGGUCCAGUGACUCCUGGCCCAGGGUGCAAGGUAUCUGAAAAAUUCUUAAAUUGGAAGAGAAAGAAAAACCCAUGGGAAGGUUGUUCAGGACAUUAAUUCAGCUGGUGGGCCUUAGGGCACUCUCCCACCUCUUCCUGGCCUGCCCUUUCUUCCGCUGUCAGGAGUUAGAAGCCCCCAGUGACAGGAUGCCAAGGGAAACAUGGGAGCAUCGGAGCAUGGAGUGGCCACUGGGACCUGACGGGGCUGGUGAGCACUGUGGGGCAUGCAGGAGCAUGUGGCCAAGUGAAGCUGUGGCGUCUGGUUUCACCGUGCCAGUCCCGUUCUGUGCUGUCCCUGAGCUCGUCAAGGCAAAGCCCGAGGGGUUGCCAUGGAGCGCAGUGAGGAGUGCAGCGUUUGAUUUCAAGACAAUGAGGCGGUGAAGAAGCAGGGCGCUGGCCGUCCUGGGGACCAACAGGGACUCUGCUGGCCUCACAGAGGACCUACUUGGGGGCCCAUAAGGGGGCCUGGGUCCUGCAGGGCAUGGCCGCUAGGGAGGGAGGGCGGCCUUCCUGACUCUCAGCUGACCCCUAGACGGGGGUCUGUCUCGUUUUGGUCUGGAAGCCGAGGUCUUUUUGUGAGUUCGGUAACCAUGUGAGCAGGGGAACGCACGGAGACGCAGGGCUGGAGCUCCAGCCGGGGCGUGUGCGCGCCCGUGGGUGCAAGUGGCCACGUGCGCGCGCGAGUGCCUCUGCCCGGGGAGGCGCCUUUGUUCGAACCACGCCAAGCGCUGUCCGAGCCUCGCUCUACCCGCGGGCUCCGGGAGCCGUGGAGCACGCGCGCGGGCCCGUAAGACUGGGGAGGCCGCGCCGCGCUGCGGUGACCGGCAGUGACCCCGCCCGGGGCGCCCUCGGCAGGGGUCAACGACCGCCGAGCAGCCCAGCCCAUCACCCUAUCGCCUAGCAACGCCCACUCGCGCGCCGCCAUUGGGCCGCUGCGCACGCCCCCGGCCCCCGAUUGGCCGCGGCGGCGGAGCGAGCCCCGCCCCUUACCCCCCCCCACCCCGGCCCGGCUCCGCGCGGCCAGACCGCCGGCCGGCCGGUCGGUGUUCCCGGGGGUCCGGCCGGUCCCCGGCGUGCCCCCAGAGUGGCGCCCAAGCACACGCCCGUCCAGCCUCACCCGCGCGGCGCGCACACGUGGUCCCGCGGCCCGAGGGUGUGGGGGGCGGCCCCGGGAGGGGCGGGGGCCCCCGGGGGCCCCC
This is a messenger RNA of Mirounga angustirostris (Northern elephant seal), 7114 nucleotides long. RefSeq names its product coiled-coil domain containing 57 (gene CCDC57). Gene Ontology annotation, biological process: centriole replication; cilium assembly; microtubule nucleation. The transcript has 19 exons. Lineage: Eukaryota; Metazoa; Chordata; Mammalia; Carnivora; Phocidae. Gene Ontology annotation, cellular component: centriole; centriolar satellite; spindle microtubule. Bases 1237 to 4110 code for a protein of 957 amino acids. The record is from RefSeq and is a predicted model, not a curated record.